This is a messenger RNA of Populus trichocarpa (black cottonwood), 1496 nucleotides long. RefSeq names its product methylsterol monooxygenase 2-2. The record is from RefSeq and is a predicted model, not a curated record. The transcript is spliced from 7 exons. Gene Ontology annotation, molecular function: C-4 methylsterol oxidase activity; iron ion binding. Lineage: Eukaryota; Viridiplantae; Streptophyta; Magnoliopsida; Malpighiales; Salicaceae. Gene Ontology annotation, biological process: 4-alpha-methyl-delta7-sterol oxidation; sterol biosynthetic process. Bases 172 to 990 code for a protein of 272 amino acids.
AGAUUCUCUGAUAUUCUCUCACUAGUGACAGGCUCUACUGUCUCCUUCACCUCGUGGCCUCUGUUGCUUCAUAAACCUCACUAUCACUUUAUAAAAUCUUUUUUCUUUGUUUUUCAGUUUUGUUAUUAAAAUCAAGGAAGGAGUAAACCAACUUCUUCACUCUCUUCUCCCAUGGCCUCCCUCAUCGAAUCUUGCUGGCUGUAUUUGAUCACGCAUUUCAGCGAUUUUCAGUUGGCAUGUCUUGGAAGUUUCUUUCUUCAUGAAAGCAUCUUCUUCUUGUCUGGUAUUCCUUUCAUAUAUCUUGAAAGGGCUGGAUGGCUGAAAAAGUACAAAAUCCAGAUGAAAAACAACACUCCUGCAUCUCAAGAGAAAUGUAUUAUUCGCCUACUUUUAUAUCAUUUUGGUGUUAACCUACCAGUUAUGCUGGCCUCCUAUCCUGUCUUCAGACACAUGGGCAUGCAAAGUAGUCUUCCAUUCCCGUCCUGGAAUGUAAUUCUAACGCAGAUAACAUUCUACUUCAUCCUGGAAGAUUUUAUAUUCUACUGGGGACAUCGGAUUUUACACACAAAAUGGCUGUACAAGCAUGUGCACAGUGUUCAUCAUGAAUAUGCUACACCAUUUGGAUUAACUUCUGAAUAUGCUCACCCUGCUGAAAUACUGUUCCUUGGCUUUGCUACCAUUAUUGGUCCUGCCAUCACUGGGCCCCAUCUGCUUACUUUGUGGUUAUGGAUGGUACUAAGGGUCCUGGAGACGGUUGAAGCACAUUGUGGUUAUCAUUUCCCAUGGAGCCUCUCCAACUUCUUACCUUUGUAUGGAGGUGCUGAUUUUCAUGACUACCAUCACCGGUUGCUGUAUACUAAAUCUGGAAACUACUCAUCUACUUUCACCUACAUGGACUGGCUAGAAGGCCUGCUCUGCUCCUUGUCUGGGUAUUCACUCUGCAAACAAUCACCUGGGUUGGAUUUUGAUUUGCACUCUGACUCUGCGUAGCUGGGUUUCUCGCUUGGUUUUUAGGUUAUUAUACCCGUCCCAGCUAUCCCAGGUUGUACUAACCAUUACAGAGAGUUACCCUACUAAAAGGUCUUCUCCAUGACAGACUUGCCUUAAUUCACAUGGAUCCUUGUUAAUUGAAAUUAUCUCAGUCCUUCCCAUUGUAAACUCAAAAAAUUCAUUUGAAAUCCAUUGAGGUGGUCUUUGCUAAGAUAUCAGCAAAUCAGUCAUCCAUGCGUCCUUCAAAACCUCUUCUUUGAUUCAAAAGGUUUUUCCUCAGCUUUUGCAUCACCAAGUGCGGCAUCUGAGUACUUUUAGCAAUUAUGGCCAAACUCUUGUCCUUUGUCUUGAUGUAGAUGUUAGUGCAGUAUAAUGCUAUAAGACUUGCAGCAGCGGGGACUCCUUGCAGAUCAUGUGUCAAAAGAAGUCCCAGUUUAUAUGGUUUUUGACCAUAUUGACGUUGACUCAUUUACUUUAGAUGACUUGUGUGCUUUAUAAAUUGGGGG